This is a messenger RNA of Cornus florida, 1808 nucleotides long. RefSeq names its product pentatricopeptide repeat-containing protein At3g12770-like. The transcript has a single exon. Gene Ontology annotation, molecular function: RNA binding; protein binding. Lineage: Eukaryota; Viridiplantae; Streptophyta; Magnoliopsida; Cornales; Cornaceae. Bases 41 to 1780 code for a protein of 579 amino acids. The record is from RefSeq and is a predicted model, not a curated record. Gene Ontology annotation, biological process: RNA modification.
UCAAAACAGUGGUUCGAACAUCAGAGGCAUUUUCUGGGUGAUGAUUCUCUCUAAAAGGCUCAUAACUAUCACAACCGUUAAACAUUUCGGUGCUGGACUAUAUAAGGAAUUAUCGGACUCGUGUUCUGUUCGCAAAUGUUUUUCUUGUGUUGCAAAUCAACUGUUUGAUGAAAUUCCUGAGUACAGAUAUGCUACGGAACUAGCCAAGCAUAGCAAUGCUAGUGAAGCAUUGGAGUCUCUUGGCCAGAUGGAUGGGUUUGGAAAGAAACCCACAAAGUUUAUUCUUUGUAGCACUCUUAAUUCUUGUGCGAAAACGCUGAAUUUGCACUUGGGUUUGCAAAUUCAUGCUCGGUUAGUUCAGACCGGUUAUGAGGAGAAUUUGUUCAUAAGCAGUGCGCUUGUUGAUGUUUACGCAAAGUGUGGUGCUUUGGCUGAUGCAAGGAGUCUGUUUGACAGCAUGAAAAUCCACGAUCAAGUAUCCUGGACCUCGAUUAUAUCUGGUUUUUCGCAAAAUGGGCAAGGAAGAGAAGCCAUUUUGUUGUUUAAACGAAUGUUGGAUACCGAAAUCAAACCUAAUUUCUUUACCUAUGUUAGUGUUAUUAGUGUGUGUACGCAGCUGGAAGGAGCAUUUGUAUUUGGUGCAUUGUUUCAUGCUCAUGUAAUUAAACUUGGGUGUGAGACUAACAGUUUUGUGGUCAGCUCUCUAAUUGAUUGUUAUUCAAAAUGUGGGCGAAUCAAUCAAGCUAUGUUGCUAUUUGAUGCCACCACCACAAGGGAUAACAUCCUACUCAAUUCUAUGAUCUCAGGGUAUUCUCAGAACCUAUGCGGCCAAGAGGCAUUGACCCUGUUCAUGGAAAUGCGGAAUGACAAUUUGAGUCCUACUGACCAUACUUUGACCAGCAUUUUGAAUGCUUGUGGGAGCUUAACAGUCCUCCAGCAAGGAAGACAGGUGCAUGCUCUGGUUGUUAAAAUGGGGUCAAUUACCAAUGUGUUUGUGGUUAGUGCUUUGAUAGAUAUGUAUUCGAAAUGCGGCAGCAUUGUGGAUGCUCGUCGUGUUUUUGAUGAAACAAUCAACAAGAACAGCGUCUUGUGGACUUCAAUGAUCACUGGAUAUGCUCAGAGUGGAAAAGGGUUAGAUGGUUUGGAACUUUUUGAUUAUUUGGUGAAUGAAGAAGGGGUUGCGCCUGACCAUAUAUGUUUUAUGGCAGUCCUGACUGCCUGCAACCAUGCUGGAUUUCUCGACAGAGGGAUUGAAUAUUUUAAUAAAAUGAGGGAUUAUGGUCUGGUUCCCGAGUUAGAUCAUUAUGCUUGCUUGGUUGACCUCUAUGCAAGAAAUGGACAUCUAAGAAGAGCGAAGGAGUUAAUGGAGGAAAUGCCAUUUGAUCCGAACACUGUAAUGUGGAGUUCCUUUUUGAGUUCUUGUAAAGUGUACAGUGAAGUAGAACUUGGGAGGGAGGCAGCAUAUAAGCUCUUUAAGAUGGAACCAGGUAGUGCUGUCCCAUACAUAAUGCUGGCAAAUAUUUAUGCCGGAGCUGGUUUAUGGAGUGAAGUGGCUGAGAUUAGGAAUUUGAUGAAACAGAAGGGAAUAAGAAAAAAUGUAGGAUGGAGUUGGAUUGAGGUAGAUAAGAAGGUUCAUGUUUUCUCAGUGGGUGAUUUUUCUCACCCUCAAUCACAAUACAUCAAUGCAGAGUUGGAUAAGCUGAAUCUGGAAAUGAAAGAGGCUGGGUGUAUGCCCAAACUGAUACGAGAUUUAGAGGAUUUUGAUGAUGAACAACUAUAAUGAUGUACAGGUUAAAAUCAGCAGCAUU